UUGUGAAUUAGUAUAGGUUAGGGUUGAAGUCAAGUUAUUUUUUGCGAUAAUAAUAGAAUAAAACUCAAUGAGAAAAUAUUGUACUAACUUUUGAAAAUGGAUGCUUAUGAUAUUUUUAAGAAAUUAAGUCAGGGUGCAAAGUUUUCUCGUGAACAUAACACUAAAAAAAAUAAUAACAGUAAUAUUGAGAUAAAAAUUGAAAAAAAUGAUAACGAAUCACAAAACCAACCCAUACCUACGAAAAAGGAAAAGGAGGAAAAUCCCAUCACACUUUUAAGUACUUUAAAAUCUUCUACAGAGAUAAAAGGCAGAAAACGUAAACAUUCCGAUUCUGAAAUUAACGAAAAAAAGAAGAAGUUAUUAAAACAGGAAGAGAUAAACCAUUACAGAAACAUAAACAGAAUAUCUGUUGUUGGAAAACACGUACCAGAACCUGUUAAAACAUUUGACGAUUUAAACGUAGAUCCUAUUAUAAUUAAUAAUGUAAAAAACUGCUGCUACAUUGAGCCAACUCCAGUACAAAAACAAGCAGUUCCAAUUAUGUUGGAGGGGAGAAAUUUACUGGCUUGUGCUCCUACUGGGUCUGGUAAAACUGCUGCCUUUUUAAUCCCAAUUUUGCAUGAUCUUAAAGGGCCUAGAAAAGAGGGUUUUAGAGCUCUUGUAUUAUGCCCAACAAGAGAAUUAGCAAAGCAGACUCAAAGAGAAUGUAUUCGCUUGUCAGAAGGAAAAGGCUUUCACGUGCAUGUCAUAAGCAAAAUUAAUAAAGCUUUGACACAGUAUGGACCAAAUAGUUCUAAGAAGUUUGAUAUUUUGAUAACAACUCCUAAUAGAGUUUGCUUUUUAUUGAAGCAAGAUCAGGCUGCGCUAUCAUUAGCAAAUAUUAAAUGGUUAAUCAUUGAUGAGGCAGAUAAACUCUUUGAAACUGGAAACAGGGGUUUUAGAGAGCAGUUAGACCAAAUAUUAAAUGCUUGUACAAACAAAGAGAAAAAAUUGGCCAUGUUUAGUGCCACCUACACACCAAUGGUUGCUAAAUGGUGUGUGCACAAUAUGAAAGGAUUAAUCCGCAUUACUAUUGGUCAAAGAAAUGCUGCAGCAGAUACCGUGGACCAAGAAUUACUUUUUGUUGGUAAUGAACAGGGCAAACUAUUAGCUUUUAGAGACUUGGUCAAAAAGGGUUUGACCCCUCCAGUUUUAGUUUUUGUUCAAAGUAAAGAUAGAGCGCAACAAUUAUUUAAUGAAUUGAUUUAUGAUGGAAUUAAUGUUGAUGCUAUCCAUGCAGACAGAACCCAAUUGCAGAGGGAUAAUACCGUCAAAAGUUUUCGAGAAGGCCGCAUUUGGGUUUUAAUUUGUACCGAGUUGAUGGCUCGUGGUAUUGAUUUUAAAGGUGUUAAUUUAGUGGUAAAUUACGAUUUUCCACCAUCGGCCAUUUCUUACGUACAUCGGGUAGGAAGGGCUGGGCGUGCAGGACGUAGGGGUAAAGCCAUUACUUUUUUUACAGUGGAGGAUACUGUUAAUUUGAGAAGUAUCGCUCAUGUUUUGAAAGAAUCUGGUUGUGAAGUUCCUUUAUAUAUGCUCACUAUGAAGAAAACUUCAAAGAAAGAAAGAAAAAAACUUGAAAAAGCAGCACCUAAGAGAGACGAUAUUGAUACAAGACCUAAAUAUGAAAUUUUGAAAAGAAGUAUGAAGAAAAAGAAGUUUUCUUCAGUGAACCGAAAGGAUGUAAAGGGUCCAGAAAAGGAAAAAUCUCAAAAAUCUGAACAACAUAAAAAGAAAAUAAUGAAAAAUAAAAAGGUCAAUGAAAAAAUUACAAUAUCAAAAAAGAACAAAAUUAUGGUAAAAAAAGGAAAAAAGAAGAAUGCUUCCACUAAAUAUACAAGAGUACUUUUGCGUAUUCUUGUUUUUCACGUAUGUUUCGAAUUCGUUGUUUUACAAAGCCGUUUUAUAUGGAUGGAGAGACACAUACAUACAGGCAGAUAUAACAAGCAGCUACUGGGACUGAAAAUCCCAAUGCUAAUUCCACAUGUUAAAUCAAGUGUUUCAGGAAACUAGCAAACAGAGGAAUUGAAGUUGUUUCAGUAGUUAACAACUCAAACGGUAGGUCUCAUCUGAAGUGAACAAUAAAUUAACAUAUUCGUCCCAUAAACAUAUUUUUCUU
Tribolium madens (black flour beetle) is the source of this 2155-nucleotide messenger RNA. It is a transcript of the gene ais, whose product is annotated as probable ATP-dependent RNA helicase DDX52. Gene Ontology annotation, biological process: maturation of SSU-rRNA. The coding region runs from base 97 to 2049 and encodes 650 amino acids. The record is from RefSeq and is a predicted model, not a curated record. Lineage: Eukaryota; Metazoa; Arthropoda; Insecta; Coleoptera; Tenebrionidae. Gene Ontology annotation, cellular component: 90S preribosome. The transcript is spliced from 10 exons. Gene Ontology annotation, molecular function: RNA helicase activity; ATP binding; nucleic acid binding.